Acanthopagrus latus (yellowfin seabream) is the source of this 1554-nucleotide messenger RNA. RefSeq names its product protein ATP6V1FNB. NCBI's taxonomy places the organism in Eukaryota, Metazoa, Chordata, Actinopteri, Spariformes, Sparidae. The transcript has 7 exons. Bases 936 to 1544 code for a protein of 202 amino acids. The record is from RefSeq and is a predicted model, not a curated record.
CCAGAAACAACACACAGACAUAGAACCAUAGUUAAAGUUAAAACAGUGAGCUUUUCAACUCCCCCCACUUUGUACAUUCACAUAUCAGCAUAUAUUUACUGGGCCCAGCAGAGGUUUUACUUUCUUUAAAAGCUUAGGAAGUUCAACUUCCCUUAGGAGCAUCUGAUCCAGUUCCACAUCGGGAUCAUUCAGUCUGUUCUCUGCACUUCCAUCAAUGUUUGUUUCGGACUUGAAACUAACAGGACAGGAAGAGACCAUGUAGCGUCUUAUUUAAUUUAUAAAUAGUCCGCUGAGAGGCUAAGCAGGCUCUUUUCUGUGACUCGUUGAAUGAAAAACUUUAGUCCAAUUCCAGAUAUGUUUCUUGGGUUUAUUAACGAAAGUUAUGAUCAAAAUCAAGAAGAAAAAUGAUGGUCAAAGUUACAUCAAAAUUACGGUCAAAGAAAAAAUAUAGGGCCUCACUCAACCUUCUUUGUCUACUGGGGCGCCCGUGAACAAACUGCGCAGGUGAAAUAAUGUGGAGGCCCAACCCACUUCCUCUUACCUCAAAUCAUAACAAGAUGACAAAAAACAAACAACAAUAGUAAUAAUAAUGAUGUGCACUGCCUAAACAAAAAUAAACAAUCCAAAACAGAUGCACAUUUUGGCUCCUACAGACCGCAAUGGUCAAUCAGGUCUGUAGGAAAGAUAAUUGGAGCUGAGUUGUCCCCUUACUGGACCAGGGUUAGGAAACAGAAAAAUCACACAGCUGCUUCUUUCCUGAAUCCUGCAGCUUGUUGUCAGCUCCUGCUCUCUCAGCUGGGAGGGGUUGGACUUCAGAGCUGAGAUAAAAGAGCCACAGCUGAUCUCUUGUGACAGAGUGUUAUCUGAGCCACAUCUCAUUUCCACACUGAGAAGCUGAUCCUGCACAGCUCUGCAUCGGACACACACUGAAGGAGAUGCGCAGCAUGUUGACGACCCAGAGUCAGAACUGCUACAGAGAGCAGAUCCAAAAGGAGAUGGUGACCCGUUUGGCCUGGAAGAGCCGCUACGCCAAACUUUACCCGUCCUGCGACGAUCCACAAAACAGCAGCAGCACAGAGCCGACGCAGCUGCCCCACCUGCCUCCGGACCCCCGGGCGGUCCUGCCUCCUGUUUCCAAGACACCUGAGAAGCAGAACAACCACCCUCCUCCUCCUCCUCCUCCUCCUCCUCCUGCUCCUCAUUCUCCUCCCAAACCUCUUCUGCUCUCGUUGGAAGGAGAGGGGCGUCUCGAUGUUCCCCCCAUUAUGAGGCCCGUUUCUCCACGGACCAGACGAGCUCUUUACCAGGACUCCUCUCAUCAUGGGAAAGGACGACGACAGUACCUGCAGAGACGAGGUCAGAUGAGACCAGAGGAGAAGUUUGACUUCCCUCUGCUCUCGUCCUGGGAGUACGGGUGGAGGCUGGGUGACUACACUCUGGAUUACAGAACUCCAUCUCGUGCCAAGUCGUCGGUGGUGAAGAACACCUUCUACACCAGGAACGGUGUGUUCAGCAGCCCGUCAGCCACCGACACACUGGGCUGAAGUCCAGCUG